This is a messenger RNA of Schizosaccharomyces cryophilus OY26, 3090 nucleotides long. Its product is annotated as DNA polymerase. The transcript has 2 exons. Gene Ontology annotation, molecular function: DNA binding; DNA-directed DNA polymerase activity; 3'-5' exonuclease activity. Gene Ontology annotation, biological process: mitochondrial DNA replication. Gene Ontology annotation, cellular component: mitochondrion; gamma DNA polymerase complex. The coding region runs from base 1 to 3090 and encodes 1029 amino acids. The record is from RefSeq and is a predicted model, not a curated record. NCBI's taxonomy places the organism in Eukaryota, Fungi, Ascomycota, Schizosaccharomycetes, Schizosaccharomycetales, Schizosaccharomycetaceae.
AUGGCCGCCAAAAUCGAUUACAUGCCAGGAUACGCAGCCCGUAAACUUGUCUCACGAUGGCUUUUUGUCGUUCAACCAAAGCUAGCUUGCCAUAGAUUCUGUGUAAAUAGUCGCUCAUUUUCAACGCACAAGCUCACGGAUGAUGGCGCAUUACGAAUCAAUCCGGUGGGGAUUCAGUACUUAUCACCAGCCUUACAAUCGCAGGUAUUUCCUGGAAAACCUCAUAAACCACCUGAUUUGUAUGUGGAGCUUGCAAAGCUUCAUCUGCAAAAGCAUGAUCUCUUAGGUAGAGAGACUACAAAGUUACCAUCCUAUAAUUUUCGUCUUCCUGCUUUACAAGGGAAAACCCUAGGGGAACACUUUGAAGCCAUCGGUCACGAAUGUGCCGAACCUUAUCUCACAAACGCAAAGUCAUUUGGCCUUUCUUCUUUGCCUUCCAUCCCAAAAAACUGGCUUCAUCAAUCUGGAUGGACCAGAUACGGUUUCGAUGAUACCGUGGAACAAGUCCCUUAUCCUAAGGAAGCCAUGAUUGUUUUUGACGUUGAAGUUUUGUAUAAAGUUUCAGAUUUUGCUGUCCUUGCCGUUGCUGCAUCUCCCGAGGCAUGGUACUGCUGGCUGUCGCCGUGGCUGUUAGGCGAAACAGAGCAGGAUCGACACCUUAUUCCUCUACGACCAGAGGGACAUCUCAUUGUCGGUCAUCACAUCAGUUUUGACCGCCAAAGAAUUUUGCAGGAAUACAAUUUGAAACGGUCCAACAAUGCCUUCAUCGAUACCAUGUCGCUACACGUAGCUACAAAUGGAAUGUGUUCUCGACAAAAACCGACUUGGCUUAAGGCUAGAAAAGCUUUCAGACAAAGUGUGAUUAAUGAAGAUAACGGUUUGGACGAAAACUCUUCUCAGAUUGAGUCUAAUUAUCAUGAUUAUAUUGAACAGGAACCUUGGUUAAGACACAGCUCUGUCAAUUCUCUCAAAGACGUAGCAAAGUUUCAUUGUAAUAUCGAAAUGAAUAAAGACGUGCGUGAUAUAUUCUCUGAACUUGAUAAAGGGGUAAUUUUACAGCAUUUGGACGAGGCCAUCUCUUAUUGUGCUUCUGAUGUCCAUGCCACACAUAAAGUCUAUCAGAAGGUCUUUCCUCAAUUUCUUGAAGUUUGUCCACAUCCAGUAACAUUUGCAGCUAUGCUUCUCAUGACUACUAGCUUUCUGCCAGUAAAUAAAUCUUGGGAGCGUUAUAUCAAAAAUACUGAAGAUUGCUUCCAAAGCAUGUCUAAUGCAGUCCAAGAAAAACUUUCUUAUUAUGCUGAACAGACAAAGAAUUUACAGGAAGAUGAAAGCGUUGUUUCUAAAGAUCCAUGGUUGCGUCAACUAGAUUGGAGUCCUUGUAAGUUGUAUCGUAAGCCGGCUAAAUCAACUAUUAUACCUCCUGUUGUCCCAAAAUGGUACAAAGUAGUAUACGACAAAAAUUUACAGAAAGCGGUUGUUUCUGACAAGUCUCGUCUUGCACCUAUACUAUUGCGUUUACAGUGGGAAGGACAUCCUUUAGUGUGGUCACACGUUCAUGGUUGGGUUUUUGGAGUGGAAAAGAAGUCUCAAGAACAUAUUGACAACUUUGUGCGCCGUAAAUUCUUCCAUUGCAUAUGUGACCCACAAAAGGACCCGAAGUUGGAAGCUGAAAGUUAUGUAUACUUUAAGGUUCCACACAAAGAUGGCCCUGAAGCUAGGUGCGGUUCUCCUUUAUCUAAAACAUACCAAAGUUAUUUUGAAGAAGGGAUUCUUACCUCAAAAUUUGAAAUAGCGAAGAAAGCCUUAGAAAUGAGUACGUCGUGCUCUUAUUGGCGUAGUGCACGUGAUCGAAUUCAGUCUCAAAUGGUAAUUUGGGAAAAAGAUGCUGAUCUUGGACUUAAGUCUCAGCCCGAUGGCUUUGGGAUUAUUCUUCCAAGGAUUAUUCCCAUGGGUACUGUUACUAGGCGUGCUGUCGAGAAUACUUGGUUAACGGCCUCUAAUGCCAAAAAAAAUAGACUUGGUUCAGAGCUUAAAGCUAUGGUUCGUGCUCCUGAAGGAUAUACGUUCGUUGGUGCUGAUGUAGAUUCAGAAGAACUUUGGAUCGUGGCUGCUAUUGGUGACUCACAAUUUAGAUUACAUGGUGCUACUGCUCUUAGUUGGAUGACUUUGGAAGGUAAGAAAUCCGAAGGUACAGAUCUACACUCAAAAACUGCUGCAAUCUUAGGUGUGAGCAGAGAUGCUGCGAAAAUCUUUAAUUAUGGUCGCCUGUAUGGUGCUGGAUUGAAACAUACAGCUUUACUCUUAAAACAAUUUAAUUCUUCAUUGGACGAUACCCAGGCGGCUAACUUAGCUAAAGCCUUAUAUAAGUCUACCAAAGGUGUUCGCUCUGAAGUGAGUAAGCGUUUGCUUGCUAUGGGUAUACCAGAACACUAUUUUUGGUCAAAAGGAAGUGAAAGCUUCGUUUUUAACAAACUCGAAUCGAUGGCUCAAAUGCCUUUCCCCAGAACGCCCGUGCUGAACGCAGGAAUUACUCAAGCCUUAAGCACAAAGAACCUUAGUAAAAGUUCAUUCAUGACUUCUAGGGUAAAUUGGGCAAUCCAGUCAUCAGCUGUAGAUUAUUUGCAUUUACUCGUUGUUUCUAUGGAGCAUUUGACACGUAAGUACAAUUUGGAGGCUCGUUUAUCCUUGACGGUUCAUGAUGAAGUCCGCUAUUUCUCUUCAGUUAGAGACAGAUUCCGUGUUGCGCUCGCCUUACAGGUUGCCAAUUUGUGGACUAGAUCCUUCUUCUGUCAUCGAUUAGGGAUUGACGAAUUACCUCAGUCGGUUGCAUUUUUCUCUUCGGUUGAUGUUGAUCAUGUAUUAAGGAAGGAUGUUAAGAUGGACUGUGUGACGCCAUCUAAUCCGACACCUAUUCCACCUGGUAAAGAAUAUAAUAUAGAUGCCUUGCUUUGCCAGUUGACUGAAAACAAUCAAUAUUUGGAGCCACUUGAACGUCUAGAAGUCGAUAGUAUUUCAGAAGGUGAAAGUAUAUUAAAUAAGGAAGAGGAUUUAAAGGCUUUGGCAUACUUAAAAGCCCAAGCUUUUCAUUAA